Messenger RNA from Hibiscus syriacus, 777 nucleotides. RefSeq names its product protein CANDIDATE G-PROTEIN COUPLED RECEPTOR 7-like. Gene Ontology annotation, cellular component: Golgi apparatus; membrane. Gene Ontology annotation, biological process: transport. The record is from RefSeq and is a predicted model, not a curated record. The coding region runs from base 1 to 777 and encodes 258 amino acids. The transcript has a single exon. Lineage: Eukaryota; Viridiplantae; Streptophyta; Magnoliopsida; Malvales; Malvaceae.
AUGGCGAAAACCGCCGUAAUCCUCCUCCUCUUCCUCCUUUCAAUCCUCUCAUCCACCACGGCGGAGAUCAAAUCUCCAACCAUCAAAUCCGACUCCCGCCCUAUGAUCCUCUUCGAAAAAUUUGGCUUCACCCACACCGGCCACGUCAGCAUCUCGGUCUCCUCCGUCUCCGUUUCCUCCUCCGCCAACGCCCCCAUCCCUUCUCCUUCCCGCCUCGGUUUCUUCCUCUUAUCCGAAGAAUCUCUCCUCCAAGUCCUCCUCGAGAUCCAACAGAAUUCCCACUUUUGCGUCCUCGAUUCCCACUACAUCCAACACCUCUUCACCUUCAGCGACCUCUCACCGCCUCCCCUCUCGCGUUUCAACCGCUCUUACCCCGUCUCUUCCCCCAAUGAAUACUCUCUCUUCUUCUCCAACUGUGCCCCCGAAACGCGCGUUUCCAUGGACGUCCGUACCGAAAUAUACAACCUCGAUUGGGACGGCUCGAAAGAUUACCUCUCCGCCGGCCAAACGCAGCUCCCUUCUCUUUAUACCGUCUUCUCAGUUCUCUAUUUAGCCUUCUUAGCUUAUUGGAUCUUCCUUUGUUAUACUAACAGACGAUCCGUGCAUCGGAUCCAUUUAUUAAUGGCAGGAUUGUUGUUAUUCAAAGCUUUGAAUCUGAUCUGCGCCGCCGAAGAUAAGCAUUACGUUAAAGUUACCGGGACUCCUCACGGUUGGGAUGUUCUGUUCUACAUUUUUCAGUUUAUCGUGUCGUUUUGUUAUUUACCGUCAUCGUUUUGA